GGUGUUUUUCCAGAUUGUUGCGGUCGAAAACGCCUGAAUUAAUAAAGAUCUACUUUAUUCAUCAAGGAGGAAAUUACUUUUCCAGAGUACAAUAAACAAUAAACAAUAAACAAAGGUCAGUGGAAUAAACAUAAAUACACAGAGGUUAGGAGUAAAAUAGAAAUAAGAAUAUUAAGUACAAAAUACAAGUUUCUGGAAGUGUCUGAAAAAAUAAGAAUUAAAAUAAACAAGAAAAAUAAAAUGACACAAGUAGAAGAUGUAAACUGAAUACUAAAACUAAUAACAAUAAAGUUUAACAGGAAAUGAAGUGAUGUAGGAGUAAACUAGAGUCUACAGGAAACAGUCUGAUGAUUUUUUACAUAGAAAAGUUUGUUGAUCAUGUAUCACUGCCAAUUUAAGUUCUAACCUCUGAAUUUCUAUGAUCAGACAUUUGCUUCUAACAUCAAUGCAUUUUGAUUUGUAUAUUUUUUUGUGUUUUUAACACAAUUUAAAAAUUCUACAGUCCUUCCUGGGUAGAGUUAUUAGAAAUAGUUGAUAAAUGAAACGGCUCCAUCUGCUGGUGAGAAAAUGAGACAUCAGCUGUUGAUCAUUUACUGACAAGGAAGAGAAAUGAAAUCCAAAGUUCACUUUGUCAUUGUUGAAUGGAGGUGAAACACCAUUACGGAAUAUCUGAGCUGAAAACAUGAACUAGAAAGACUAAACUGCAGUUCUACAACACCGGAGUUUGAGUCUGACUGCUGACGGAGAAUUCAUUCAAACACCAGCAUCUAAAGGAGACACGAUUAACUGCAGUUUUAUUGAAAUCAAGUCCACCCACAAGACCAGGAAAGAGAACUUAAAGUUUACGUUUCUGAUCAGAGCGGAGACGUCGUUACCUGAAACUGUGGGAUCUGUACUGAAGAACACUGACUGGAGGACUGGAAGUCAAAGGGACUGAGUUUUGGUGAGUCUUGUUGUUGGAAAGAAAUCUGGAAAUCAGUGGAAAUGGCUGAGAAAAUUGCUGUUGUUGAAAGUUUCCUGAGUUGCCACGUAUGUUCAGAGACUUUCAGAGAUCCUGUGUCUCUGAGCUGCAACCACAGUUUCUGUUCAAGCUGCCUGCAGGAAUUCUGGGAACAAGCUAAAAACAAAAACUGUCCCAUCUGUAAAAGAAAAUCCUCUAAAGAUCAUCCAGCAGUGAACUUUAUACUGAAGGAACUGGCCGUUUCCUUUGCUGGGAGACAGAAAACUGGAUCAUCUGAAGCAGAAAAAGUGGAGCAGAAAGUGGAGGUGGUGUGUAGUAAACAUCCAGAAGAAGCUCGAUUGUUCUGUAAAGAUGAAGGCAGAGCUAUUUGUCCUGUCUGUGAGUUUUCUCUCCACCAGAGUCACACAGUGGUUCCUAUAGAACAAGCAGUCAGUGACCUGAAGGAAAAGCUGAAAUCUGACUUAAAGUCUCUGCAGGACAAGAAGGACAAAUACAAACGAGUGGAGGAAACGUACGGAGAAAUGAGAGAACACAACAAGAAUCAGCUGUUGUCCACAGAGAGGCAGAUCAGAGCAGAGUUCAACAAACUCCAGCAGUUCCUGAAGGAGGAAGAGGAGUCCAGACUGGCAGCUCUGAGGGAGGAAGAGGAGCAGAAGAGGAAGACCAUCAGCAGAGAGAUGGAGAGGAUCCAGGAGCAGAUCUGCUCUCUGUCAGACAGCAUCUCUGCUGUAGAAGAAGAGCUGCAGAAACACAACAUGUCGUUCCUCAGAGGUUAUAAAGACGCUCAGACCAGAGCCAGAGCCCAGAGCUCACUGUCAGACCCACAGCUGCUCUCAGGAGCUCUGACAGAUGUGGCCAAACAUCUGGGCAACCUGUCCUUCAGAGUCUGGGAGAAGAUGAAGGAGAAGGUCCACUUCAGUCCUGUCAUUCUGGACCCAAACACAGCAUACCCCCGUCUCUGUCUGUCUGAUGAUCUGACCAGUGUGAGAUAUGAAGACACAAAGCAGAAACUUCCUGAUAAUCCAGAGAGAAACAUGAAGUAUGCAAAUGUUCUGGGCUCUGAGGGCUUCAGUUCAGGGAAACACAGCUGGGAGGUGGAGGUGGGAGAUCAUCCUGACUGGAAUGUAGGUUUGGCUAAAGAGUCAGUUGACAGGAAGGGAAAGAUAAAGGAUUUACCAGAAUAUGGAAUCUGGUGUUUAGCAUAUCAAGGUGAAGAAUACAUUAAUGUUGUUGAUCAGACUGUCAGAGUGAAGAAGAAUCUCCAGAGGAUCAGAGUCCAGCUGGACUAUGACAGGGGGGAGGUUUCCUUCUCCGACUCUGAAGACAUGACUCAGAUCUGCACUCACAGAGACACUUUCACUGAGAAACUCUUCCCAUAUUUUAGCAUGGGAAGGUCUGGAUUUGCCAAAACUACUGAUAUUAAAAUCUGUCCCUCUGAGAUUUCUCUGAUGAUCAGGAAAGUUCUUUAAUGGUCCAAACUCUCAUCUUAAAACCCUAAAAUAACUCCAGCUUUAUUUCACUCUUCAUCACACUUUACAGUCAAACCUUCAUUCUAGAUCUUCACAUUCUUCAUUCUGUCUUUAAAACACAUCUGAUGUCACUUCAUAGUUUUUAUCACUGAAAUCUGUUCAACAACCAAAAUGAUUUUCAUCAACAAAACUGUUCAAAGCUGUUAAAACGUGCAGAAAUGACAUUUUCUGUACUUUGAAUUCAGCGUGUGUUUAAAUGAGACGAGAAGAAGAAGAAAAAGAUCCACUAAACUCUGAGACUGGAUCACAUCAUCAGUUUAAAGGUGGAAAUGUUUCAAUGUGUACAAAGUGAGGCUGAUGAUCUAAAUGUAGAUUCUGAUCCUGGUCAGCAGCAUCUGGACUCAACAUCUGGAUCAAAGACUUUGUUUGACUUUUUCUUUUAUCCUCAUCAGUCGUGUUUUUUCUUUGUGAGAUUUCUUCAUUUAUUGUUCGGUUAUUUUAGUUUUUAAAAUGUUUUCUGAUCUACACAUUUUCUACAUUUCUGGGAAAUCUUUGAACAUUUUUGGUGAAAAAAGAGAAAUGUUAAAAAUGUUUCUCAUGUGAAUGUUCUUAAAGAAAAUAUUAGAAAUUUUACUGAUAUAUCUGUAAUCACUUUAGAUAUUUUUAGAGCUUUUUGUAAGAUUUUUUCUCAUUUUUUGAAAAUAUUUACAAGAGUUUUUCAUCGAAUUUGGCGGAUUUUUAAAAAUAAAACUUUUAAGGAAUUAUUGUAAUUUUCUUCCUGAAGGUUUUGCAAAUUUUCUGAAAUUUGUGGGAUUUUUUUGCUGAAUUUUUGGAUUUUUUUCAGACGAGGAAACAAUAUUUUUUGGUGCCGUUAAAUGAAGACAACAGGAGGGUUAAUCCAACUGUCUCUGCUUGUGUCUGAAAUGAAC
Acanthochromis polyacanthus (spiny chromis) is the source of this 3359-nucleotide messenger RNA. Its product is annotated as nuclear factor 7, brain-like. Bases 985 to 2430 code for a protein of 481 amino acids. Gene Ontology annotation, molecular function: protein binding; zinc ion binding. The transcript has 2 exons. NCBI's taxonomy places the organism in Eukaryota, Metazoa, Chordata, Actinopteri, Pomacentridae. The record is from RefSeq and is a predicted model, not a curated record.